Messenger RNA from Eucalyptus grandis, 1540 nucleotides. RefSeq names its product peptide chain release factor PrfB3, chloroplastic-like. Bases 971 to 1483 code for a protein of 170 amino acids. The record is from RefSeq and is a predicted model, not a curated record. NCBI's taxonomy places the organism in Eukaryota, Viridiplantae, Streptophyta, Magnoliopsida, Myrtales, Myrtaceae. The transcript is spliced from 3 exons.
UAAUCUAACUUCAUUCCUAGAAUAAUUAUGCAUGUGCAAAGAGAUGAUGUUUAUAUCACACUCUUCCGUUGUAAUAUACAUUGAUGUAGGAUGGAUGCACAGUCUCUGGUUCCUGCUUCUUUAUAAUACUUACGCCAAAAUAUAGGAGUUUCAAAGAACUUGAGAAUGAAAAAACUGCAUAAAUAUGUACAUAUAAGGGUGGGACAUUAUUAGUGGAAUCUUGCUAGUAUAUAUGUAUGCUUGUGGACAUCACCAUUUCAGUUACUUCUUAUCUAUGAGUCUCUUUGCUUGAUGACUUAGAUGUCUUGAAAAUCAAUUGUGGGAUUUCUCCAGGGUUAAAUAGAUAUUUAAUUUAUUGUCUAGUAUCCUUCUUCCUGUGGGAGGUAUUUUGCAUGUUCCUCCCCUGAAUUCCAACUCAGAAGUAAACAUUGAGUGAUAAUGUGGUGGCUAUCAAAAGAAUAAUGAGAAAAAAGAAAAGUGAGAAUUUGAUCAGUAUGGAUAGUGGUGCGAUAUUAUUCUCCACUAUGAGGAUACUUCUGUUAUGAGGAUACUUCAUUUUGACAUCAGUAUGAACUAGGACAGGGAAUGAUAAGUUGCCAAUCUAUUUGCAUAUGACAGAUGAAAUCCUGGAAAAUAGUGGACUGUAAUAUGCAUCUAUAAUGGGGAUAUAUUCCUUUUCCAUUAGCUAAUUCGAUGAAGUUCACUCAGUUUUGUUGACCCAAGAAAAGAAGAAUCUUUUGGGCUUAUGCCUCUGCUGGUUCCAAUCUCUCUGUCUCUCAUGCAUUUGCUAAUCCAGUUAUGGGCUGAAAAACUACUGAGAAUGUACCAAAAAUGGGCUGAGAAGCAAGGUUAUUGAGGGAGGAUUGUAGAGAAGCGUCGGGCAACAAAUGGUGGAAUCACUUCUGCAACGGUUGAAUUUGAAUUUGAUUAUGCAUAUGGUUUUCUUCAGGGGGAGAGGGGUGUUCAUCGAAUGAUAAGUGGUUCAGAAACUGGAUCAACAAUUGAUGAGGUUAGCCUAGCAGCUGUCGAUAUAAUUCCUCUGUUCCGUGGUUCAGCCCCUGACCUAAAAAUUAGUGAGGAGGAUUUGCUAAUCUUGUGCCUAUUGUCAUCGCCUGAAGUAAAAGUCAUUGAAGGCCGGUCUGGAGUUGUUAUUCAGCAUGUUCUUACUGGUUUUGUCGUCCAAUCUUCGGGUGAAAGGAGCAUUUUUGCAAAUAAGAUUAAGGCCCUCAACCCGUUGAAGGAUAAGCUUCUUGUCGCAGCCAGCGAUGUAGGAGUUCCAGGCAUAAAUGGCUUCAAGAAAGAAAAUGUGUUCGACAUAUGGCGAGACGAGGUCCGAAGAUACGUUCUUUACCCUCGCAAGCAUGUGAAAGAUGUAAGAAGUGGUGUUGAAAUGCCUGGCCAGUAUUCUGUUUUGGGCGGUAAUAUAGAACCUCUGAUUAGAGCCCAUAUCCAGACGAGACUCUCAAAUGAAAUGCCUCCAUAGUAAAGCAGUUUUUCCCAAUUUCGCUAUAUUAAUUUAUUUCUCUGCGUUGGUUCUUCA